Mastomys coucha (southern multimammate mouse) is the source of this 2967-nucleotide messenger RNA. It is a transcript of the gene Siglec15, whose product is annotated as sialic acid binding Ig like lectin 15. The record is from RefSeq and is a predicted model, not a curated record. Gene Ontology annotation, cellular component: plasma membrane. Gene Ontology annotation, biological process: regulation of osteoclast development; regulation of bone resorption; regulation of actin cytoskeleton organization. NCBI's taxonomy places the organism in Eukaryota, Metazoa, Chordata, Mammalia, Rodentia, Muridae. The transcript has 6 exons. Bases 22 to 1047 code for a protein of 341 amino acids.
UGGGUCUGCAGGCAUCAGAGCAUGGCGGGGUCCUUCCAACUCCUGGCCUGCUUGGCGUGUGUGCUCCAGAUGGGAUCACUUGUGAAAAGUACAAGAGACGCUUUGGAGAAUGUGCUCAACACAGAGGCGCACAACGAUCCGGCGCAGCGCUGGUCCAUGCAGGUGCCCGCGGAGGUGAGCGCCGAGGCUGGCAACGCGGCGGUGCUGCCCUGCACCUUCACGCACCCGCACCGCCACUACGACGGGGCGCUGACGGCCAUCUGGCGCUCGGGCGAGCCGUUCGCGGGCCCGCAGGUGUUCCGCUGCACCGCGGCGCCGGGCAGCGAGCUGUGCCAGACGGCGCUGAGCCUGCACGGCCGCUUCCGCCUGCUGGGCAACCCGCGCCGCAACGACCUGUCCCUGCGCGUCGAGCGCCUCGCCCUGGCGGACGGCGGCCGCUACUUCUGCCGCGUGGAGUUCACCGGCAACGCCCACGAUCGCUACGAGAGCCGCCACGGGGUCCGGCUGCGCGUGACUGCUGCGCCGCGGAUCGUCAACAUCUCCGUGCUGCCCGGCCCCGCGCACGCCUUCCGCGCGCUCUGCACCGCCGAGGGGGAGCCCCCGCCCGCCCUCGCCUGGUCGGGCCCCACCCUGGGCAACAGCUCGGCUGCGGGGCAGGGCCAAGGUCACGGCUACCAGGUGACCGCCGAGCUGCCCGCGCUGACCCGCGAUGGCCGCUACACGUGCACGGCAGCCAAUAACCUGGGCCGCGCCGAGGCCAGCGUCUACUUGUUCCGCUUCCACGGUGCUCCCGGAGCCUCGACCCUGGCGCUCCUGCUGGGCGCGCUGGGCCUCAAGGCCUUGCUGCUGCUCGGCAUUCUGGGUGCUCGUGCCACCCGCCGCCGACUAGAUCACCUGGUCGCCCAGGACACCGCUCCGCGGGCUCAGGCUCAGGAGUCCAAUUAUGAAAAUUUGAACCAGGUGCAUCCCCCGGGCCAGCAGCUGCCACGUGUUUGCUGUGAGGAACUCCUUAGGCACCACCAUCCAGUCAUUCACCAUGAAAAAUAAAGGACAGCACCUGUACAGCUCGUAAUUCUCAGGUUCCUUGGCAGCUGUGGGCCAGGCAGCAUCCAAGGGGACCAGGACCCUGCUCACAGAGGUACGGAGCCCCACAGUAUUAUGACAGUGGAGCCAGCAAUCAGGAUGUUUAAGUAUGCCCACACGAGCCUCAGCAUGAAACCUCUGGAAAAACUACCCUUGUUUUUUCUUACUUAGUACUACAUAGUAAACGCAGACAAGAAACUAGCCAUAAGGUCUGGAGGUCCAGGCUCCAGUCUGCUCUGUCAUGGACUUGCAGUGCCCAGUGUGCUCUGUCAUGGGGCUUGCAGUGCCCAGUCUGAUCUGUCAUGGACUUACAGUGUGGACAUUUCCUUCACUUAUCUGUGGCUCAGCUUCUCCCCGAAGGAAUAGAAGAUCUGAAGGGACUGCAUAAACUCCAACUCUAGCUCAAAGGUGGGCCUCUGGACGUGCUGAAUUCUUAGGUAGGUGUGGCACUGCUCAACCUUUUGCAGACCAAACCACUCCAGAGAACCACCUGAGGCUGGGGCUGUGCAAACUGAUCAGAGUUAUAGCAAACCCUGGAAAUGUUAGAGCAAGAAGCGUGGAGCCCUUGCCUCCUGAGAUCACUCACACAGACUGAGCCCUCUGCCCAGCUGUGAUCAUAUCAGAAGGCCCACGCUUCCUUAAUCUGGGGCCCACCGAGAGGAAGAGACUGAAGACCCAUAGUCUCAAAGCAUCUGAAAGCCAUAUGCCAAAAAAAAAGGGCUCUGGGUGCCUGCGGUUAUGGCAGCUGUGGCUCUGACCUCUCUCCGGAGGGCAAACCCUCCUAGGAUGUGAAGGAGGACUCCAGGAGGACUGGCAAUGUCUCCCCACUUGCCCAAGCCCAGCCAGGCUAACUUCAAGAGUGGUGCCUUCCCUGUUUGUACUUGGUGUGCAUUUCUUGGUUCUAUUAAAGGAGAGAGGUGUACUUGGGACCAAGUAAGCCAUGAGACAGGAGGCUAAGGAGACCAUGGCUUUUGGGGGAACAGUUUCUGUAUGUUAGGGGCUUCCCACUGCACUAGAGCUUCAGCCAAGUGUGAUGACAAUUCAUAGUUAUCUCAGGAUCCGUUGAGAGCUGUUAAGAAAGCACAGGGGCUGACAUCUGGACCUGCUGGCAGAUGGGAGCAUUAGAGCAUCUCCGUCAAGGGCCUUGCAUCACCAAAGAAUAAUAUAGGGAUGUGGUGAGGAUGUAGAUUAGAAUGUCAUUGGCCUUAGGAGCUGUCUUCAAAGCCAAGAAAAUUCUAUUAAUUACUGAUUACCUACUGUGUUGUGUUGAGAACUGGUAUUGAGGGUUAUGAAACUGAAGAAGGCAUCGGUAUCAGUCAGGAUGGGCUAGGCUGGACUGCACCAACAAGCCCCAAAGAUCAUAGUGGCCGAAAAUGGUCUUUGCUUUGCACUGUCUCAGUCAGGGUUCUCUAGAGGGACAGAAUUUACAGGAUACAUAUUUGAAGAGGGGGGAGGGGAACGGGGAAAGAGAAAGGAGGAGGCUCCCAGGCUGUGGUCCAGCUAGUCCAACAAUGCCUGCUUAUCAAAGGGAAGUUGACUAAUCCACCAGGUUCAGCCCAUGAGGCAGAUAGUCUUCAGUAUACAUCAGAAUCCGAAGACGUGGGCUCUGCCGCCGUGAAAGAAUGGAUGGACGUGCAAGCAAAAGCAGGCAGGGAAAGAGAGACAGCACCCAUCUUCCAUGUCUUUCUGGAAGCUGCCAGCAGAAGAUGUGGCCCAGGUCAAAGGUAGAACUUUCUGCCUCAAAAGGUCCAGAUUCAAAGCGGGUGGGUCUGCCCACUGCAAAUGAUUUAGUUAAGAAAAUCUCUCUCGGGCUGGAGAGAUGGCUCAGUGGUUAAGAGCACUGACUGUUCUUCUGAAGGUCCUGAGUUCAAAUCCCACCAACCA